AUGGAGUUGUAUCCUGGAUUCUCUUUAUACCGCGCCUUGUAUGAGUUCUCCAACUAUGCCGUUCAGGGAAGCUUGAAUAGGAACGCUGGGAUGAAGUGGGAAGACUUCAGUAGUAAUGGAAUGGAUGAAGUUUUCGCCAUCAUCAUCCUUGAGUGGUUUCUUGCACUCAUUGCAGCAUACUGUAUGGACCGAGUUUCUUUAUCCGUGAAAGACCCUUUUUCAUAUUUUAAAAACCCUUUCAAGAAAAGUCCUUCUCCACAAAGAACUAGCUUGGAACAACAAGGCUCUGAAGUUUCUGUAGAAAUUGAGAGACUAGAUGUCGCUCAGGAGAGUGAAAAAGUUGAGCAUAUGAUGCUUGAGCCAAGCACAAGAUAUGCCAUUGUAUGUGAUAAACUAAAGAUGGUGUAUCCAAGUAGAGAUGGGAACCCACCAAAAGUGGCAGUUCGUGGGUUAUCUCUCGCUGUACCUUUAGGAGAAUGCUUCGGCAUGUUAGGACCUAAUGGUGCCGGAAAGACUUCCUUCAUCAACACGAUGAUUGGGCUUGUGAAACCAACAUCAGGUUCAGCGUUUGUUCAAAGUUUAGAUAUAUGCAAAGAUAUGGACAGAGUUUACACUAGCAUGGGCGUAUGCCCACAACACGACUUGCUCUGGGAGACGUUGACAGGAAGGGAACAUUUACUGUUUUACGGAAGACUUAAGAGUCUCAAAGGCUCUGAUCUAAACCAAGCUGUAGAAGAGUCUCUUAAGAGUGUGAACUUAUUUGACGAUGGAGUUGCUGAUAAACCUGCUGGAAAAUACAGCGGAGGUAUGAAAAGACGGCUUAGUGUAGCUAUUUCACUUAUUGGGAGUCCUAAGGUGGUCUAUAUGGAUGAGCCGAGCACAGGACUUGAUCCAGCUUCAAGAAUGAACUUAUGGACAGUCAUUAAAUGUGCAAAGAAACAUACUGCGAUCAUCCUCACUACUCACUCAAUGGAAGAAGCAGAGUUUCUUUGCGACAGAUUGGGGAUUUUUGUAGAUGGAAGGUUACAAUGCAUAGGGAACUCAAAAGAGCUAAAGGAAAGGUAUGGUGGAUCCUAUGUGUUAACGAUGACAACAUCAUCAGAACAUGAGAAAGAUGUGGAGAGGUUUGUUGAAAAUGUCUCUCCAAACGCCAAGAAGAUAUAUCACAUCGCAGGCACACAGAAAUUUGAGAUCCCAAAAGAGGAAAUCCGAAUCUUGGAGGUGUUUCAGGCGGUGGAGAAGGCAAAAAGCAGUUUCAGAGUGUUUGCCUGGGGACUUGCGGACACAACUCUUGAAGAUGUUUUCAUCAAGGUUGCUAGAACUACUCAGGCCUUUAAUGUCUUCUCUUGA
Microthlaspi erraticum is the source of this 1350-nucleotide messenger RNA. The record is from the annotation of a GenBank genome assembly. NCBI's taxonomy places the organism in Eukaryota, Viridiplantae, Streptophyta, Magnoliopsida, Brassicales, Brassicaceae.